GUGGCGGAGGAGCGGUGCUCACGUACGGGAAGAGCUGACACGGGAGCUCCCUCCUCCGAGCUCUCGCGCCGCUCCGGGUUCGGCGGCGCCAUUCGCAGACGGAACACGGAGACGCGCGGAGACACGCGGCCCGAGCAAAGUAUGAGCGCGCUCUGAGCCAAGCAACUUGGGGUUCUGAAAGUGCCUUCCUUCAUCCUGCAAGGCGGCUCACGUGAGACGGGACCGUCAACGUGGCGUCGUCUGCACAGAGAAUUGGGGUCCAAUCCAGCGCUACAAGUCCGGCCACCUGGGUUGGAUACCCAGCCCCACGUCUCAAUUGCCAUCAUCAUCAUAACCACCAUCAUAAUUAUCACCACCACCAUCACCAGCAUUAUCUUAAGUGCAUGUGACCCGCCCGUGACCCGAUCGCGACCCGUUCAUCCGUGACCGCUCGCAGGAAACCACCACCACCACCACCAUGUUCACGAAGCUCUACGCUGGAGCCGAGGCCAUGAGCCAGCAGCUGCGAGCCGUGAGUCUGGCUCUCGCCACGGCCGACGAGGACGCCUGCGGCAGCAGCGACGGCGAGGCGCCUCCACACUCCUGCACCACCUCCUCGUCUUCCUCCUCGCAUAGGCAGCUGGGGCUGCGCGACUCGCGACCGGACCUCCACGAGCCUACAAACAUCGCGGCGGCCGCGGCGGCCGCUGCGGCAGCCGCGGCGGCGGCGGCUGCCGGGGUAGAGGCCACAGGACGCGGCGCAGGAGCGGGCGAAGGUCCAAUCGACGACAACGACCUAGACGACCUAGACGACGAAGACAUCGAGGACGAGGAGGAGAUGGAGGAGGAGGAGGAGAUGACGAUGGAAGAGGAGGAGGAGGUUGAGCGCAAGGCGAGGCGGCGCGGCCCGCGCAAGAAGAAGCCGACCAAGGCGCGCGUGGAGCGCGUGCGUGUGCGCCGGAUGAAGGCGAACGCGCGCGAGCGGAACCGCAUGCACGGACUGAACGCGGCGCUCGACAACCUGCGCAAGGUGGUGCCCUGCUACUCCAAGACGCAGAAGCUGUCCAAGAUCGAGACGCUGCGCCUCGCCAAGAACUACAUCUGGGCGCUCUCGGAGAUCCUGCGCUCCAACCAGAGCCCCGACCUGCUGAGCUUUGUGCAGACCCUCUGCAAAGGUUUGUCGCAGCCCACAGCCAACCUGGUGGCGGGCUGCCUGCAGCUCAACCCGCGCACUUUCCUGCCCGAGCAGAGCGUGGACUUUGCGCACGUGCCCUACGCGCCCGCCGCGCUCGCCUACGGCUACCCUCCGGCGGGACUGGGUGCCAUGAGCCCUCCGUACAGUUCGGCGGCCGAGGGCCCGUACCUGUUGCAGGCGGGCAAGGCGCAAGCCUACUUCAGCAGCGCCAUAGACCAGUACUUCGACACGGGCGUCUCGGAGUGCACGAGUCCGCCCUUCGAGGCGCCGGGCAGUCCGCCCCACCACUACGGCCUGAACGGGAACUUCGCCUUCAAGCACGAGGCCGCCACGGCAGCGGCUGCGGCGGCAGCGGCCGCGGCGGCAGCGGCGCACGCGUCCGUGCAGGCGGAUUACGAGCGGGGAGGGUACGGGCACUUCGGGGUUCGGGGCUCCGGCUACCAGGGGGCGCACGGCGGCGGCGGCGGUGGUGGAGGAGGAGGAGGAGGGGGAGCAGCAGGAGGUGGGGGCGGUGGGGGCGGGGGAGCAGUGGGCCCCGCUGGCUGUAAGCAGGCGGGCCAGGGCACGGGUCCCGGCGCGGCGUAUGAGCGGUACGGGCCGCAAGGAGAGCACUUCUGCGCUUACGAGGGCGUGCGUGCGAGGGCGACAGCGCGUCACGACCGCCUGCUGGUGGGUGCCGGGGCCGGAGACAUCCACGCGAUGUUCGGGGAGUAUGACCACCAUCACCAUCCGCACGGCUGAGACGCACACGCGCGCGUGCGUGCGCAACGGCGCGGGGUGGAGGGCACUCCCAGCUCCGUGGUCAUCGCUAGCUCCACGUUCUGUUCAGUGCUCGAUUGGAGGCGCGAGUUUGUUUCGUCGGUGUGUUUCCUUCGUUCGGUGGCGAUUUCCUCCCCCGUUGCUUCGCGGCCGUCGGUGGCUUAAGACGAAGCUGUGGGUCUCAUCUGAUUCCUCACCCCCCCCACCACCACUCCACUGCCCCCCUCCCUUCCCCACGGCACCCUCCCCCACCACCCCCUCCUCCUCACCGGUACGCGGUGAAAGAUUGCAAAGGCGUCCGUGGUUUAAUUUUGUACUGUAUUUGUAUGAUUACGUUUUACUAUUCUGUGUGGGGGGGGGGGGUCAUGUAUGGAAGCCAUAUAGUCGAGGAAUUGCUGCACUGAAUAUACCAGCUGUUCAGUGGCAUGUGGGGUUUGAUCAGUCAGGGCCUUUAUGAACUUGCUCAGCUCCCCUUCCUCCCAUUCCUCACGACCCGGCCAGGGUCUUUGAUCCGUCCGUGCGUCCACCCGUCCGUUUGGACGACAGCAUCGCGGAGUCGCGGUCGAGUCGCGGUCAGCGCACCUCACGUUGGACCCCAUCCACCUGAGCUCCAUUCCCAGCGAUGGGGGGGAGGGGGGUAAAAUCCGUGUCGAGCCGCGACCCCACCCGACCAGCCUCCCAUUCCAUCCACAGAGCGGCGUGAAUAAGCGUGGGUCAAACAACGCCCGUUCGUUGAGAGCGCUUCAUCCAGCAGCGGAUGGAGAAAGGCCAAAUCCCGCUCAGCUUGAUGUAAGAAUUAUGGACAUCCUUUAUUUAUAUCAACAAGUGCCAGAGUUGGAUUUGCCGUUAGACCCCGUUUAGCUGUUACACUCCCAUGGGAUCGUUACAUUUCGGAAAAACGAAUUCGUCAGUGCUGUCUAGAAAACGUACCGGACGGACAGACGCAGUCGCACAAAGACACACAAAGGCACGCAAAGACAAAGCCUUGACAGGUUGUAGGGGCGAGUGCUGUUAACGAGCACCUCUGAAGGCCGGCAUGGAACACGAGGGGGUGGGUGGCCGUCACCACGCCCUGCCGCCUUCAUCUCAUUAGACAUUUGAGGCUGAGUCGACCUAGGAGAGACCCAGGACCUGUUGAGAUAGUCUUCACCGGUGUUGGCCGUGAGCGAGAAUCGAACCGCUUUCGCGACCACUCCCCACCUACAGUUAUUGUAACCAUGCACACACGGUCACGCAGACACAAUAACACCGUCGCACGCGCACGCACGCACGCGGGCAGUCCCAUGGGUACGAGUGGACAACAAGAUUAAACUCAGCCGACAUUUGCCGGCUCUUCCAGGCGACCUCCGUGCAAUGCCAAGGUGGUGGAAUUGUGUAACGAACGAGUGAACUCUGUUCUCCUGUAGGACGGGACCUCGAUUACCACCGCCCCGCACGUGGGCAUUCAAAUUAUCAUCCAAGCGACGAGACGUUCAUUCGUGAAUUGUCUAACGAGGCGAGGGUACACUGAGAUGGGCGUCUUGAUUUAUGUUGUUGUUGUUGUCGUUGUUUCGCGACGUCGACUCGGGUGACCGUAGUUGUCACUGGUUUUCACAAACGAGGUUUCGUGUUUGCCGUUUCUCCGAUAGACACCGGACCCGCUCUCGUGAGCGAUGACGUCACUCGGGUACUUUAGAGGUCUUUGACGUUCACGUGAGCCUUCACUUUAACCCCGCACUCCGUGGUCGCCAUGCCUCCACGUAACUUACCGGCUACUGAAUUAACAACCUCGGCGCAGAUUACAACAACAACAACAACCACCACCACCACCAUUGCAUCAGAGGUCAUCGAUUCUUGAACAAUUUGCAUGACCCAACGUGUUAUCGGCGUCCGGAGUCGCUCUGCCAACUCGAGGAACUGGCGUCGCGAUUUUCCAGCCGAUUGCCUCCGCGCAGGGAUCCUUCCAUGCGGCUCUAAUCUCCUGCCACCGCCCGCAGGUCUCCGUGCGCCGAUUAUUGACAAAUAAUUCCCUUGGGAAAGAACUCCUUAAUACUCGCGCGGCUCGACAGCGAUAAUUCCUUCCCGUGGGAGUUCGAGAUCCGGUUAUCGCGUUGGCCAAUGUUCCCUUUCCACGAGAGAUUUUUGGCGAAUAAACACCCCCAUCUGGCGCUUGCCCCCAACCACCAA
Molecule: messenger RNA, 4099 nt
Organism: Lethenteron reissneri (Far Eastern brook lamprey)
Lineage: Eukaryota; Metazoa; Chordata; Hyperoartia; Petromyzontiformes; Petromyzontidae
Product: neurogenic differentiation factor 1-like
Biological process (GO): positive regulation of transcription by RNA polymerase II; axon development; sensory organ development
Cellular component (GO): nucleus
Molecular function (GO): protein dimerization activity; E-box binding; DNA-binding transcription factor activity, RNA polymerase II-specific
Source: RefSeq, a predicted model, not a curated record